This is a messenger RNA of Bacillus rossius redtenbacheri, 527 nucleotides long. RefSeq names its product cuticle protein 38-like. The transcript is spliced from 3 exons. The coding region runs from base 1 to 372 and encodes 123 amino acids. The record is from RefSeq and is a predicted model, not a curated record. Lineage: Eukaryota; Metazoa; Arthropoda; Insecta; Phasmatodea; Bacillidae.
AUGCUUGAAGAAUCGUUUACAUGCAUGGACGACAUCGUGGUGCGUGGGUGCGGUGUUACUUCACUGAGGGCGUAUAUAAGCCGCUGGCCGCGAGGACACAGGCACUCCCGUCUGCUCCACUCAGGCAACAUGUACAAGCUGGUGGUGCUGGUGCUCGCCCUGGCGGCCUGCGGCGUGACCGCCGCCCCCGGCAACCUGCUGGCCGCCCCCCUGGCCUACGCCGCCCCCGCUCCGCUGGUGACGGCGCACAGCUCGCAGGUGGUGGCGCAGAGGUUCCACGGCGUCGCCGCCCCCCUGGUGGCGCCCGCCCCCCUCGCCUACGCCGCCCCCUUCCACGUGGCCGCCCCCGCCGCCGCCUACCUUCUCAAGUGAGGCGGCGACACAGCACAUCCACCACUCGUGUGCACAGCCCUACAUCUCACCUCUUAUACCUCUUAUACCUCUUAUACCUUUUGUACAAUAAAUAAUCAAACAAAAAAUUAUUUUAUUACUUUCCUGAAUAAAAUUACACUUAUUUCAAACUGAAA